Molecule: messenger RNA, 729 nt
Organism: Fraxinus pennsylvanica
Lineage: Eukaryota; Viridiplantae; Streptophyta; Magnoliopsida; Lamiales; Oleaceae
Source: the annotation of a GenBank genome assembly
AUGGGUUCAGGUAGUGAUCAUCUCAGAUGGCACGCAUAUCCGACAUCUUUGUCGUCAGGUUCUCUGACUUCAGGCGAGUUCAUUGUGGAUAUUGUUUCGACAAUUUUUUAUCUCUUCGUAAGGGUCAUCCUAUACUUCCAAUUCAAAAAUGAAGAUGUAGUAGGAACCCAAACUGUUCGCCAGCUGCAACCCUCCAUAACCGCGGCCCGCCUUCGCCGAUUUAUUUCUGCAUCCAGGUUCCAGCCGAGCAUUCGUGUAGGGAACAAGUGUGUAGGAGAUGGCAGAGGGAGGAGAAGAGGACAUACCAAGAGAUGCAAAAAUGCACAAGUCUACUCGGAACAUGCUGGCAAGUCUACAAUUGACUCUGAUGAUAUUAAACUCGCGAUUCAGUCUAAAGUCAAUUUUAGUUUCUCGCAACCUCCACCUCGAGAGGUGCUACUCGAGUUGGCAAGGAAUAGAAAUAAGAUCCCGUUGCCAAAAUCAAUAGCAGGGCCUGAAAUUCCUCUUCCUCCAGAGCAGGAUACCUUGAUUAGUCCAAAUUACCAAUUGGCUAUUCCAAAGAAGCGAAGCCACCCAAUUGAAGAAACAGAGGACGAUGACGAAGGUAUUGAUCCCACCCCUAAUCCUAAUCCCAAUCCCAAUCCCAACGUUUCCCAAGACCGAAGAGAUAUUCCCCAAGGCACCCCGCAGCGAGUGUCUUUUCCGCUUGGAGCUAAACGUCCAAGGUAA